Messenger RNA from Condylostylus longicornis, 629 nucleotides. RefSeq lists its product as uncharacterized. The transcript is spliced from 2 exons. NCBI's taxonomy places the organism in Eukaryota, Metazoa, Arthropoda, Insecta, Diptera, Dolichopodidae. The record is from RefSeq and is a predicted model, not a curated record. The coding region runs from base 77 to 502 and encodes 141 amino acids.
AUUUUUGAUUUUAUUAUAGUUCGUUCACUUCCUUCAAACAACUCAAAUCAAAGUUUAACAAAUUAAAAUUAAAAACAUGAAGUUCACAAUUGUUGUAGUCAUGUUAGCUAUAGCUUUUGCUGUUGAUGCUUCAGCUAUUGGAUGGUCAGUUCAUCAUCAUCCACAAUUGAGCGUAUGGGGUGGACAUCAUAACGAUUGGCAUGGUGAUGAUUGGCAUUCUGGUCAUGUACAUCACGGUGAUUGGCAUCAUGGUGGUUGGGAUGAUGGACAUUGGUCACAUGGACAUGCUCAUACACACGGUAUUAGUUUAGCACAAGGUGGUGGUUGGGAUCAUCAUCAUGGACCAGUUCAUGCACAUCAUGAUAAUCAUCAUCACGAUCAUCAUCAUCAUCAUGGACAUUAUGUUGCCAAAACACUUGGUGCUGUACAUACUGCCCCAUUACCAGGACAUGUUGAUUCCGUAAAAUCAAUUAAUGUUGCUUCAGCCCCAGGAACUCAUUAAAUUUCCUUAACAUAAUUCAUAAUUUCCUUAAUAUAAUUUCAUAAUUAUUUUUAUAAAUUGUGCAAAUUGUGUUUUAUACAUGUACACGAUUUUAUAUCAUAAGUUUGAAGAAAAGAGAACAAAUAAA